Molecule: messenger RNA, 2927 nt
Organism: Cajanus cajan (pigeon pea)
Lineage: Eukaryota; Viridiplantae; Streptophyta; Magnoliopsida; Fabales; Fabaceae
Product: YTH domain-containing protein ECT4
Biological process (GO): mRNA destabilization
Cellular component (GO): cytoplasm
Molecular function (GO): mRNA binding
Source: RefSeq, a predicted model, not a curated record
UCUCUUUCCCUUUCUCUUUCCCUCUCUCUCUCUUUUUGUAUCACUCCUUUUAGGGUUUUCUCGACUCCUUCGAUUUGGGGCUUAAACCCUCGCUCUCGAUUCAGAUUCCGAUUUAGGGUUUCUGUUUCUCGAUUCGGCGUCACAGCAAGAACCAGAUCUCGUGGUUGAUUACGACAUGGCCACCGUUGCUAAUCCCGCGGAUCAAGCAACUGAUUUGUUGCAGAAGCUAUCGUUAGAAACUCAGCCUAAGGCUUUGGAGAUUCCCGAACCUACGAAGAAGGCAACUGGGAAUCAGUAUGGAUCGGUUGAUUCAGGAAAUGCUGCAAAUGGCCAGAUCCCGUCAUAUGAUCGGUCUGUGACUCCAGUAUUGCAGGAUUUUAUUGAUCCUACCAUGUGUUACCUCCCAAAUGGUUACCCGUCUACUGCGUAUUAUUAUGGUGGUUAUGAUGGGACUGGUAACGAUUGGGAUGACUCUUAUAGAUAUGUGAAUCCGGAAGGAGUUGAGAUGACUUCAGGAGUUUAUGGGGAUAAUGGGUCUCUAGUUUAUCACCAUGGAUAUGGGUAUGCUCCCUAUGGCCCCUAUUCGCCAGCAGGGUCUCCAGUUCCUACUAUGGGAAAUGAUGGCCAAUUGUAUGGGCCACAACACUACCAGUAUCCUCCCUAUUUUCAACCCUUGACACCAACCAGUGCGCCAUUCACACCUACUCCUGCUGUCCUUCCUCAGGGUGAGGUUUCCACCUCUGUAGCUGCUGAUCAAAAGCCUCUCCCUGUUGAAGCAGCCAAUGGAAAUUCCAAUGGUGUUGCAAAUGGUGGCAAUGCGAAAGGUAAUAAUGCUGCUGCUCCUAUUAAACAGGCCAAUCAGAAUUCAUCUUUUAGUUCCAAAGCAUCAAAUGAAAGGGUUGCUAUGCCAGGUCGUGGUCCAACUUCAGGUUAUCAGGAUCCAAGAUUUGGUUUUGAUGGAGUACGCUCACCUAUCCCAUGGCUAGAUGCCCCACUAUUUUCAGACGGGCAGCCAAGGCCUGUGAGUAGCACAAGUAUCACUUCUUCAAUAUCAGGUGGCAACAACACUGCCUCAAGGAACCAGACUUUCCGUCCUAAUUCUCAAUUUAUGGGCUUGCAUCAUCCAAGACCAAUGCCUGCCAUGGGAGCCACCCAUAGCUUCAUAAAUAGAAUGUAUCCAAACAAAUUAUAUGGUCAGUAUGGGAACACUGUCAGAUCUGGAAUGGGUUAUGGAACACAUGGGUAUGAUUCUCGCACAAAUGGUCGGGCCUGGUUAGCUGUUGACAGUAAAUACAAAACCAGGGGAAGAAGUGGUGGCUACUUUGGCUAUGGCAAUGAGAAUGUAGAUGGUUUGAAUGAACUGAACCGAGGACCUAGGGCCAAGGGAGGUAAGAAUCAGAAAGGGUUUGCACCAACUAUUUUGGCUGUCAAAGGGCAGAAUUUGCCAGCAAACCUUGGCACAGAUGAGGAAAAAGACAAGACCAGUACCGUUCCAGACCGUGAUCAAUAUAACAAAGCUGAUUUCCCGGAGGAAUAUACCGAUGCUAAAUUUUUUGUCAUUAAGUCGUACAGCGAGGAUGAUAUUCACAAAAGCAUAAAGUAUAAUGUGUGGGCCAGUACACAAAACGGAAACAAGAAGCUUGAAGCUGCGUACCAGGAAGCACAGCAGAAACCUGGUGGCUGCCCUGUAUUCCUUUUCUUCUCGGUUAAUACAAGUGGACAAUUUGUGGGGCUUGCUGAGAUGAUUGGUCCUGUUGAUUUUAACAAGAGUGUUGAGUAUUGGCAGCAAGACAAGUGGAAUGGUUGUUUUCCUCUUAAGUGGCACAUUGUUAAGGAUGUCCCUAACAAUUUGUUGAGGCACAUUACCUUGGACAAUAAUGAGAACAAACCUGUCACAAACAGUAGGGAUACACAAGAGGUAAUGUUGGAGCCAGGGCUGAAAUUGGUUAAAAUCUUCAAGGAAUAUACUAGUAAGACAUGCAUUUUGGAUGAUUUUGGUUUCUAUGAGGCCCGCCAGAAGACUAUUUUGGAGAAGAAAGCAAAGCAACAAUACCCGAAGCAGGUAUGGGAAGGGAAACCUACUGAUGAGAAGCUUGAGAUAAAUGGGGAAGCUAAUACUCAGAAAUCUGAAGUAAGCUCGGAAUUGCCAAAGGAGUCUACCCAUGCUGAGAAGGAUAUUGAUGAGCACAAAGUUGGCGAGAAUGGAUCUGUCACGAAAACUGGAGAUGCCCCAAAGGGUGCUAAACCAGUUGUUUCGGAGAGUAAGAUUGUAGCCAAUGGGGUUGCUAAUGGUUGCUAAGCUGUAGUGUGUUCAAGGGUGGCGGUCCAAUCCUUUUCAGUGGCAUAUAGGAAAUAUAUUAUUUAGCAACUCGGUUCCGCCUGAUUUGAUCUGUCUUGCCUUCUCUUGCAGUCUGAAGAUAGUGAUUGGUUGCCUAGUGAAGAUAAAGAUCUGUAUAUUGAGAUUGGCUGGGCGGAGUUAGUUCAUAGAAUGCUAGCACCAAUCCCUUCUCGUUGGGUUUUGUUUACAGUGGUUAGCUCCUAACAGGCUUUACUCCUAGGGUUUUUGGGUUUUAGGGUUUCUGCCUAAGAUGCUUAUAUCUUUUGGUUUUUUGUUCGGGCUUUUAUCCUUUCUUUGCCUUUUCUCUUUUUUCUUUUACUUGGUUGGUUGUUUCCUGUCUUGUAAAUUUAGAUCUACUUUGUUGCCGAGCAGCUUACUUUGUUACUUUCAACAGGGGUAGAAGCAAGGUGGGAAAUACUGAAAUAUAGUUGGUUUUUUAGUUUUCGUGUUUUUCGUCUUAAUUUAGUAUGUUUAUUUUUCUAUCUGAUGAUUGACUUGGGCAUACUGGAGAAAGAGUUAUAUUUGUGGACAAUCUGUUAUGUAAUAGGGUGUUUUCUGGCUAUGAAGGUCACCAUAUUGUUUAGUUCAA